AUGGCGAAGCGCCUCGCCGUCGCGCUCCUGCUGGUGCUCCUGCUCGCGUCCAGCGACGCGGGAGAGCUGAAUGGGAAGCACGGUGCUGGUAGUGCCGUCGGCGAGAUGAAGGCUCCGUCGCUCCUAGCCGGCGGGUCACCGGCUCUCGACGGCGGCCUCCCGGGGGCAGUGGACGGCCUCGCGGCGGGCCUCGGGUUGCCAGGGGCACCACCGAUUGUCGGGGUACUGAUUCCUGGGUCCCUCCCGUUCGAAAAUCCAGCACCAACAAGUCUCCAUGAUCAUCUGUGGUUCAUGUGCUAG
This is a messenger RNA of Triticum turgidum subsp. durum (durum wheat), 300 nucleotides long. Lineage: Eukaryota; Viridiplantae; Streptophyta; Magnoliopsida; Poales; Poaceae. The record is from the annotation of a GenBank genome assembly.